Molecule: messenger RNA, 2192 nt
Organism: Daphnia pulicaria
Lineage: Eukaryota; Metazoa; Arthropoda; Branchiopoda; Diplostraca; Daphniidae
Exons: 3
Coding region: 950-1483 (177 amino acids)
Source: RefSeq, a predicted model, not a curated record
CUUCCGUCGAGUCGAGUCAAGCGCUUCCGUCUUGUUACCCGUAGGUCUAUACUAUUGUACACUAACCUUCACGCUGCCGUACUGCUGUAGAAACGUUAGACGUUGGGGCGCAUUUUUAGCGAAGACAAUCGUGUUUCCUAUUGGAUUUCAGUGGUGUCGAUUUCUGACAUUUAGCACGCAACCAAAAGGCAGUAGCGCCAAACCAUCAACGUCGUCGAGGAGAGGAGAGAAAUCCGAUCUGGAGCAGCGCAACGUAUUGCGGUUUGGUUGUGCAGGUUGUCGAGUGUUUCGUUUUGUUGAAUACCAACCAGCCAGCGAGCGUCGGUUAGAAUCCUCCCACCAGCGAGAACCAUCAACAGUAUAGAGAAGAAGAGUAUCGCGACAUCAAACUGGCCCGGAUGUCAAUUCCAUCGAUCUGUCGCCGCUCGUCGUCCGUCUCUACUGAUGGAAUAGAAGCGGGCCGGAUAAGCGCGACCCACCUCUUGUAGACGGGAGCGUGCGUGCAUGAACCAAGGAGCCGAGCGUGUGCGGACUUCCGGCUCCGAGAAAAUAAAUAAAUAAAAAAACCAGUGAACCCUUGAAAGAAAAGAAAGAAAAAGAAAAACCUUUUGUGAAAGUUGCUCCGCCACACAGCAGCAUCUAUUAAGCCUAUUGCAUUUAUUCUCUGUCCACCAGCAAGUGAAGUGACCGUGAGUGUUCGGCUGCUGUGUUGUGUGGUCCUAUAAUAACAUAUAGACUCUGUUGGGUUCUCCUCUUUGGGCGCGGAGAGUUGGGUUACUUUGGCAACCGCCGGCCGGCGGAAGAGGCCCGUGAAGGGACGACGGAAAAGGGGAGCGACAGUGACACGCAAGAGGACAAAGCCGAUCCCGUCACAAGAGGAAUACUAGACGGACGGAUAUAUACAGCAGUAUAGAGGGGGUGUAUAGCUGAGAAGUUGUGAGCGAGAGCGAUGGAAAUCCCCAUGACGACGGCCGUCGUUAAUGGCAGCAGCAGCAGCAGCAGGAGCUCAAGAGUCGAAAAGAUGCUGAUGUCGGACGGGCAGAGCCGAGUGGGACGUAACGGCGUCGUCGUCGUCGCCCGUGACGUCGCCUGUGUCUUCUCGGCCUGCCGUCGCUGCAACUACUCCCGCGGGACGAGUGCCGUCGCCGCCAGCAGGAUGGGAGGAUCAAGGCCUGGGGCAACAAGGCAGUCGACAAGAGCCAGGACCGGAGAAACAGAAGCCGAAAGUGAUGCGGGAAGGAGAAGAAUCAGCAACGACGUCGGGUGGUGCCCGCCAGCAACAGCAGCAGGAACAGCCAAGCCGCGACGACGGCGACGGCAGAUCCUUCACAACGUCCUGACCCUUUUGCUCUUGGCGCUGGCGGCCUGUCGACCGUGUCACGCUCACGAUCGUGAGCUUUCCGACACGGACGAUGAAGAUGGGAACGGAGCCCACGGCGUAGACAGCGUUCAACCGCCAGGUAAGGCGACUGAUGAUUGUUAGAUAUAUUAUAAGACCAUGGAUAUGCUGGUCUCCAAAUAAUAUUAGAGACGGAUCGACGAAUCCAAUCCAAUCAAGAGCACAAUCCGCGCACGCUUUAUUAUUAGAUACUAUACCUAUACCUGGUAUCUGCCUUAUACACCACGCACGACCAAAUGUGUCAACAAGCAGCACAAGAAACUGCGAUGUUCCAGCAUGCGCAUUCGAAUCUAUUAUAAUGCCGUAUCAUCAAUUUUUUUGCAUAUAAAAUUUCGAUUUAAAUCAUUAUUGCCUAUUUUUAAAAAAAUAAAACAAGCAUUAAAAUCUAGAUAAACUUGCACAACUUUAGCCUAUGACGAUUUGAAAUCUAGUGGUGCCCCCUGGUGGCAUCCAUAGCGGAUCCCGCAUUUUAGCCCCCUAUGGGCAGACGAUGACGAUGACGAUGACGAUGACGAAUUAUGCCGGCCCGUAAUAGGGCUUAUUCACAUCGCGAAAAUUCAACUUCCAGAAAUCUAGCAACGCAUGCGUUUUGUAGUUUUUUCCGUUUACAUGGAACAUGGCAAAGGCCAUAAGAAAUCUAAGUGGCUUCAAUAAAAAUAAUCCAGUGUUUUUAAUUCGGAAUAUUUCUUCAAAAGAAUUUCACAGUGCUCUAGGUAAGAUAUUGGUCGUUAAUUUGAUGUAUAAUUUACUAGGACUUAAAAAUUUUUUAGGGCUAAAAAUUUAAAUGUUAAAC